This is a messenger RNA of Gadus morhua (Atlantic cod), 3263 nucleotides long. It is a transcript of the gene tmtopsb, whose product is annotated as teleost multiple tissue opsin b. Gene Ontology annotation, biological process: G protein-coupled receptor signaling pathway; visual perception. NCBI's taxonomy places the organism in Eukaryota, Metazoa, Chordata, Actinopteri, Gadiformes, Gadidae. The transcript has 4 exons. Gene Ontology annotation, cellular component: membrane. Gene Ontology annotation, molecular function: G protein-coupled receptor activity. The coding region runs from base 302 to 1498 and encodes 398 amino acids. The record is from RefSeq and is a predicted model, not a curated record.
AAGGUCGGCGAUAAAAGCACAUUAUCGAAACAGGAAUUGCACGGGGGACCCUGCGCGCGAGGCAGAGGAGGGCUUGGCCUCACAAAACACAGUCUCGCGGUUCCUUUCCUCCUAACCUCCACUCAAGACUUCCUCCCCGGAACCAGAGCACUUUAAGUUAACACUUUGGAAACCGGGGAACAGCGUGCGUCCUCUCUGUUCUCGCACUUUUACCACAACGCUCACGCUGUUACCCGAAUCGAAUGGUUCAGUUUCGCGGCAAACGUGGGGGCAGAAUGUGAGCUCGCGCGUCGUGAACGGCAUGAUCGUGUCCAAUGCGAGCUUCGGCUGCCCGAGCUGUCCCGCGCUAGGAGACGGAGAUGUCGGUGGUGGCGGCGGCGGCACGGGCUCUCUCACGCGCACGGGACAACUGGUGGUUGCCGUGUGUCUUGGGGUCAUCGGCACCUUAGGGUUCCUCAACAACUUCAUCGUCAUCACUUUGUUCUGCCGCUACCGGACGCUGCGCUCACCCAUCAACUGCAUGCUCGUGAGCAUCUCGGUGAGCGACCUGCUCGUGAGCGUGCUGGGAACGCCGUUCAGCUUCGCGGCGAGCGCCCAGGGCCGGUGGCUGAUUGGACGCAGCGGCUGCGUUUGGUACGGGUUCGUUAACGCGUGUUUGGGCAUCGUGUCUCUGAUCACGCUGGCGGUGCUGUCGUACGAGCGCCUCUGCACCAUCCUGGGCACCGCCGCCGCCGACUCCCGCAGCUACAGCCCCGCCCUGCUGGGCAUCUGCUUCUCCUGGCUGUACGCCGUGGCCUGGACCGUGCCCCCGCUGCUGGGCUGGAGCAGCUACGGCCCCGAGGGCCCCGGCGUCUCCUGCUCCGUGGACUGGCGCACGCAGACGGCCAACAACGUGUCCUACAUCCUGUGUCUGUUCCUGUUCUGCCUGGUGCUGCCCUUUGCCGUCAUCCUGUACUGCUACGGCCGCCUUCUGCUCGCCGUCCGUCAGGUGAGCCGUGUCAGCACGCCGCUGAGCCGUCGGCGGGAGCAGCGGGUGUUGCUGAUGGUGGUUACCAUGGUGAGCUGCUACCUGCUGUGCUGGCUGCCCUACGGGGUGGUGGCCCUGCUGUCAACGUUCGGCCCCCGGGACGCGGUGGGGCCCGUGGUGAGCGUGGUGCCCUCGCUGCUGGCCAAGAGCUCCACCGUGGUCAACCCCAUCAUCUACAUAUUCAUGAACAAACAGUUCUACAGGUUCUUCCGGGCCUUCCUGAGUUGCUCCGUGCCCCAGCGGGGUUCCAGCUACAAAACGUCGAGGUCCAUGCACACGGGUCGCCGUGGCAACAACAAAACCCGCCAGUUCUCGGGCCCGCCCCAGUCACUGGCUCCGCCCACUCACCCAUCCGACCAGGACACCUCCGAGAGAGCCAAUCACGUACCGGCAUUCAAGGUGGCAUCCCAGGGUUCCACGGGUACGGUUGCCAGGCCUAAGGUGAACCUGGUGGCAUACUACAGGGAGUAGAGCGAGGAGCUGACGAAACUGCUGGAAAAACAAUAGAGGGUUUCCUUGUUUUUUAAAAUCUCAGCGGGGAGCAUGUGCAACCAGGGAACAAUCUUUCAAUUAAAACAGGAGAGCGCCUUCACCAGGAACAGGAGGGGGCCCAGCGGGAGCGCGGUGUGUGCCUGAAGAUGAGAGGACAUUUUGGGAAGCGCUUGUUCUCCGCUGAUUAUGGGGGUAAUGGGAACACCCGGCGCAUUGGGUGUAAGGAAGAGGGCCCCCCUGUUGAGUGUAAAUGGGUCAAAAGCUCAUCAUCGCUAGCUCUCUGUGAAGCUAAUUAUUCAUUCCUUUUUCCCUAGAGAACAGCUCAUUGAAGAAACAUAUAAUUCCGUUUUCAUGACUUUGGGUAAGAAGGGGAGGGUAGCGCUUUAUGUGUGGGAAGAUCGUCUUGAAAUGUGUAGAUUUUUACUACACUGUUGGCCGCCCGUUUGAACUGUCACAUUCAGAAGUUACCAUUUCUUGAACUGCAUAGGAUUUUGAAAAAAUAUUUAAGGGAAAGAAAAUAGAUAGAGGUAGCAUCCGUGGGAUUAAAAAAUACAAAUCUAGUUUUUUUUAUUAAACAAAUUAGUUGACAUUAAUGAAGCACAUUUCACAGUGUAUAGCUUAGAGUAGAUGUUCUAACUAAUUGCUGUUAUUUUGGCCAUCAGAGGAAAAAUAAUUAACCGUUUUUUGGCAAGAGGAGCAACAUAUCCGGGUUCAUGAAUUAAAAAAAGUUUGGUGAACAAAAACAUAGCAUAUUGGAAUUAAACCCUUAACUGGGAUUUGAUACAUUUUUCAUGGAAUUAAUGUCGAAGACGCAAUGUGUGUCAACUCAAGAUCAUCAUCAAAGGGCCAAGAAUUACCAUGUUCAUUAGCUCGCUACUAGCAUGUUAGCAGCAGACCCAGAAAUAUGCACUGCAGCACUUUAAAACGCCUCAAAGGAACAGAUUGAGAGACGCAGGCCAAAUUGCAUUCGCUCCGCCUCAAUAAUGCAAUUACAAGAUGGAGGAGAAAUAUGGUACAAACAUCCCCAAAAUUAGGUCAAGCAUUCUCAUGCUGGAUGGAGUGUUGAGUUAUGGAACUGAAUAGUUCCCCCUGGAGGCACAGGGUCCUGAUUAACUGUUAAUUGUUGUAAUCAUGUAUUAAAUACCUCAAUUGAGGAUGGGAAACUGCUCAAUCAAGUAUUUUGUCAUGACUGUACUCUUUACGUUUCUGUUGUACUAUGUACUAUGUUUAAAUGAUCUGUGAUGACAGGUUUUUGACAGGAGGAAAGGAUUCACUACUGAUGUUUUCAUGCAUUGCUCCAAAUCUACUCUAACGAAUGAGAAAAUACAAAAUACAAACACCAAGAAUUAGAGCUGCAUGGAAAUGAACUGACAUGGUAAGUCUUGAAAAAACUUGAACAUUUUAGUUUUUUUUUUAAACCCUUCAAGUUCUUCUGUGUAAGCAUGUCAGCAAAACAAAAUACCAACAGUCCUACACAGAUCAGGCCCGACUUCCCUACAGCGGCCAUCUUGGUUCUGAAUGCUAGCUGCGGGUGGACCUGAUUGUAUAAUUCCACAUUCAUCUCCAUCACCCAGCUAGCGAUUGGAACCAACAUGGCCGCCGGGUGAAGAAGGCUCAUAAUGUACGGUUUUGUCGCAUUUUGUUAAAGGUUGUCGCUUCCUCUUUAACUCUGUGGUGGUCAUGCCGCUUUGUGUUGCUAUCAUAGAUGUACGUUUUCACUGCUUGUGUAACAUAAAUGACAUCA